CAAAUGUGUCCGUACAGUUUUUGUUCGGCCAACAGCCGGGUUCUUUCGAGCACGGCAACAAAAAAUUUGAGGAUGUCUUCUUCUCCAAAACGAAGCUUACAAUCUUGGUGGUUUCCAGCUAAGAAGUGGCUCGCCUCUCAUGGUUCAAUUUUCAAUGGUUUCCUGGGUGCUAGAGGAAACCAAUGGGAACUCGAAGAAUCAACUGAGGAGGAAGGAGAAGAAAAGAGGAUUGAUGAGCCAAUGCCAAACAUUGAAGAAGUAGAGAAGAUUAUAGGGUACACUUUCAAAGAACAGAGCUUGUUAUGUCAAGCAUUCAUACAUUCUUCAUAUAAUUCUCAUAAAUGUGAAUCAUAUGAACGGCUUGAGUAUGUGGGUGAUUCUGUACUGAACUUAAUGAUCACUAAACACCAGUAUUCAAUGUACCCCGAGCUUCCCCCUGGGUUGUUGUCACCUUUACGUGCUGCCAAUGUUGACACAGAGAAGCUUGCUCGCGUUGCUGUAAGACAUAAGUUCCACAAAUUCCUACGCCAUAAUCAGCCUACUCUAAGGAAACGAAUCGGUAUAUUUAUUGAUGCUCUUCCAAAUUACCCUUUACACUCACAUGGACUUAUUGCUGCCCCAAAGGUCCUUGCUGAUGUGGUUGAAUCAACAAUUGGAGCUGUAUUCAUUGACAGCAAUGCUUCCCUUGAUAAAACCUGGGAGGUAAAGGUUCACAUGCGGUUUACGAUGCUUGAUUGGCCAUAAAGUUAACUCAUCCCUGUAAAUAAUAAAAUUAUUUAUAGUAAAUAAAAUUUACAUAUACAGAAACUACAUUAAAUGUUUUAUAAAGUCACAACAAAAUUCAAAUUUGAUAAAAGUUGGAUAUAUAAAGUAAAAGAUUAAAACCAAUUUACGUUGAGCGGAGAAUAGUAGAGGAGAAUCUUUACCUGAGAUGGAGGUGGUAUCUAAAAAAUUAGGUCCCUGAUGGUCAUUACAAAAGUGUACUUUCUAGCAUUGUGGUGAAGGUGAACUGGUGAAGGGUGCAACUGAUAUAAAUAUACACCACUGAUUUGGGAACCAACUUGUGGACCUCACAGGUAACAAAGACACUAUUGGAGCCAAUAAUAACUCCAGAAAUGCUCGAAACAAAUCCUGUGAAGAAGCUAAAAGAAAUGUGCCAAAAGCAUAAGCUUAAAGUAGAGCUCGUAGAUCUCUGGGCAAAAAACAGAACUUGUGAAGUAUUAGUUGACAACCAAUAUAGAGGAAGAGGGAAGUGCCUUCAGAAGAAAGAGGUCGCCCUGAACAGAGCCGCAAGUGAGGCAUAUGAUGAAGUGCUUAGAGUUUUAGGUGAUACUAAGUCAUCAUAGUUUCGAGCCAUUGUCAAUCCCUAGUUCCACCAUAGUAAUUAGUUAGAUCGAAAUUUUAUGUGUAUUGCUACAAGGAUGGGUUAGAAUGAGUUUGUAUACAUAUCGGUUGUGAUGCUUGUUGUUAUGAAUGGGCAUUUUGUUAAAAUUUAUGGGGAAAUUGCUCAAAAUAGGAGUAAAUGAGGUUUGAAAUUCCAAAAUAGAACUAUUAUGUUUUUCUUCCCGAAAUAGAAGUAUUUACGGCCAUGAAUGAAAAAUAUAGUCAUGAUUGAAAAAUAUUGUCAUUAAUUAUAAUAAAUACUGUCAUUCAUUGUAAUAAAUACUGUCAUGUUGAAUACAUAGUACUACCAUUAAUUGGCAGUUAUGCCUACAAGAUGACAGUAAAUAUUAUCAUGUAGUUCUAUUUCAGGAAGAAAAACAUAUGAGUCCUAUUUUGGAAUUCAAAAUCUCAUUUUCUCUUAUUUUGGGAAAUCUCACAAAUUUAUGUGAUUGCUCUUUAGAAUUUAGUUGGAAAUUGGAAUGUUGUGUGUUUUGGACUCUAAUGAGGAGCACGAGUUAGUUUUGGAGAACUGGGUUAGUCGGUGUCAAUUCAAGGCCUUGUAUACUUACCGGUUCCUGAUCCAAUAAGUAAUGAUAUAUUGCUCAUCAC
This is a messenger RNA of Cuscuta europaea, 1992 nucleotides long. The record is from the annotation of a GenBank genome assembly. Lineage: Eukaryota; Viridiplantae; Streptophyta; Magnoliopsida; Solanales; Convolvulaceae.